Molecule: messenger RNA, 2065 nt
Organism: Clarias gariepinus (North African catfish)
Lineage: Eukaryota; Metazoa; Chordata; Actinopteri; Siluriformes; Clariidae
Product: catechol O-methyltransferase A-like
Exons: 6
Coding region: 229-1020 (263 amino acids)
Biological process (GO): catecholamine catabolic process; dopamine metabolic process; developmental process
Molecular function (GO): catechol O-methyltransferase activity
Source: RefSeq, a predicted model, not a curated record
AAACUGUUGUUUAAAAUUAAAAUAAGGAAUAACACAAUUAUAAUUACGUCACUUCUACAAGUCGGGAAUGUUAUCGAUAUUUUUAUCAUGAGAAACUAAUCUAAAGCGACAGCUCCAGCAUUAUGUGGCAAUCAUAAAUUUGUAUCCCUCCGCUCCGAUUUACUCAGUUUACAAGAGGAAGCUACUUCUUCUAUCUUAGUCUCUUAGUUUCUCUCUUCCCUUCUCAGAAUGGCGUGCUGCCUGCUGACCGGUUGUGCUGUUUCUGUAGCUGUCCUUGUUGGCCUGUUUUAUUGGUUUGUAUCAUCCAGGCAGCGCAAUACCUUGUACACGUUACUAUGGCAGGCCUUGAUCUGGGAGAAAGUAUGCGACAUUUUCACCCGCUCCACACGGCCUCAGCGCCUGUUGAAGGUAGUGCAGAAGAACGCCAGUAAAGGAAAUCCCGAAAGCGUCAUCUCCGCCAUCGACUACUUCUGCAAUCACUCGGAAUGGGCCAUGAACGUGGGCGAUGAGAAAGGCUCCAUUUUGGACUCGGUGGUGACCGAGGUGAAUCCCAGCACGGUUCUGGAGCUGGGUACGUACUGCGGGUAUUCCACAGUGAGGAUCGCACGCCUGAUGUCCCCCGGCACCAAACUCAUCACUGUGGAACUUAACCCGGCUUACGCCGCCGCCGCCAGGCAGAUCAUCGCCUACGCUGGUCUACAAGACAAGGUGACUCUAGUAGAAGGAUCAUCCGGUGAUCUAAUCCCGCGAAUAAAGGAGCGCUUCGGGAUCACAACGUUUGACUUUGUCUUCCUCGACCACUGGAAGGACCGGUACCUCCCUGACCUUAAGCAGCUCGAGGAGUGCGGUUUGCUCAGGAAGGGCUCUGUGCUGCUGGCGGACAACGUGAUCUGUCCCGGAACGCCGGAGUACCUGGAGUACGUGAGGAAUAGCCCUCGCUAUGAGAGCAGGUACUAUCCUGCCCAUCUGGAGUACACCACAAUGGAGGACGGGCUGGAGAAGUCGAUCUUCUUGGGAUAGAAAAAUAAAACUAAACUAGCGAGUGUAUUCUGUUAUCAUACAGUCAGCUUUUUAUCAUAAGUGUAGUGUUAUUUAGAAAAGUCAGUAAAUGAGACUGUGUGAGGUUAGUACAAAUAAACCUCAAUCAUUAGUGUAUGGAAUGAUGUCAACAAUUUGCAAUGAUCAGCUUCAGAAAUAUUGGCACCCUUGUUGAAGUUGGGUAAAACACUUAAGGUAGAAAAAAAUAUAGCUAUAAGGGGCCGUUCAAGUCAAGCCGGGACUUGUGAUGAAAUUUCUGGUGAAUCAUUCUUCAAAAACACAGCACAGUGAUAAAAACAUUAGAACGUAUGUCCGUGAAUGAUGAUCCCGACCGAGGUGGCUCACCAACUUGCAGAAGAGACACACCAGUCUGCGGAAACUGUACACACACACACACCACCACUAGGGCAUUUCCACAUGUCUGCGGCAUUAAAGGAGUUCGUGGAAGGCCAGCGUUUCAGACGUAAAGUGAUCAUGGCUCCAACAUACUGAUAAAACCCACUAGUGAAACACUGCGAUGAGUGCAUUAGUGUAGCAGGGGUUUAUAUAGAGAAAUAAAGGCAGUUGUUAUCAAAAGUCCCGGGUUGACUUGAACACUGUUUGUAUAUCUAUUUCUCACCCAAUGUGUGACUGCAUAGUGUGGUGUCAACAAUAGAUAAAUACAAUUCUUUGAUCCAAUGUUCUUUGAUUAAAUUAGUUUCAAUUAAAGAUUAUAUUCCUUUCAUGUUUAUUCUUAGAGAUUAGUCAGUCACAAAGUUUGUACUGUAUGUUUGUAGUGAGGGUGUAUAAGUGUGUAUGUACGUUGUGUUAUACUGAAUCAAAAAUCAUUCCAUCUAAAAACUUUUCCAGGUAAAGUGCAAACAUCGAACAUAAAAAAAGAAGAAAAGACAUGUUUAAGUGUUUGAAAUGUACACACAAUAUGAACUGAAAUGCAAUAUGAUUUAACCAUGAUAUGAAAUAUUAAAAAAAAAAAUUCUAUUAACUUUUCUAAAGACAAUAAACAAAUGAGAUUGAAUGAAUGUCCACG